UUAAUUACUCCUCCGGCACUCGCUGGACCUUCUCUCCUUCUCGCCUUCUCUCUCUUUCGCUCUCGCAUCCUUCUACCCAACAAUCCGACUACACGCAGUCGUACCGUCCCUGUGCACCUCCACAGCCCCUGGCUCGGCGUCAUCCCUCUUGCGCGUCACGUCGUCCCAGGACUAAAUCCGCCCGACCACUCUGCCGAUCACUCGGGCCCUUGCUCAAAGGAAUACACUUGAAACUGCCUCGUUCCUCUCUUCUAUUCUAAGACCGACACUUCACCUUCCAUUCCCCCCUUUGCGCCUCCAACACAAAACCUGCUCCUCUCUCCUGCUUCUCCCGACCUCGUGCCGUGUGUUACGCGACCCGUCACGUCUUCAGGGUCUCGUGGGCCGCCAAAUGAUGCAACCAUAAACUACAGACUAUGCCAACCAGUUCGAUUCGCAAUUCCUCGACCUCCACCUCGUCCCCCGUCUCAUCUACUCCGCGCUCCUUCCUCUCCCGCCUUGCGCCCUCGUUUGCCUCCAAGACUCGCUCCUCCGCCGAAUUCGAUAUCCAGCUAGACGAUCCACAUCGCCAAUAUGCCCCCGGUGACGCCGUGACAGGGACUGUGACCCUGAAGGUCUUGAAGCCAUUGCGCAUAACACAUCUGGUCAUAUCGCUACAUGGCUAUGUGCAGGUGUACAAAAAUCCGAAUACCCCGGGGGACGGCUACCGGGCCCACAACCCGUCGAUAGGCUCCGGCAAGGGUCCGAAGAAGGCGGGAUACUACGGGAAUGGGUUCGCGACCCUGUUUGAGGAAGAGACUGUCCUGUGUGGCGAUGGCAGCAUGCAAAAGGGCAUCUUCAAGUUCCAAUUCUCACUCGACUUUCCCUCCAAAACCUUGCCCAGCAGUAUCGAUUUCGAACGUGGGACCAUAUCAUACAUGCUGACUGCAACCCUCACACGACCAACAAGCAUAUCGCCGACCAGCACGAGGGAGCUGAGGGUAUUUCUGAUUGAGAACAUUGAUAUUGGGCCCAUCAGCGAGCCGAAGCCGCGAAAGAUAUCCCUGGAACCGCGAGCUGCCAAGUCGAAACCAAGGCAGCCUAAGAAAAGACCCCCGGCCGCCAAAGCACCAGAGACUGGAGACGCAGCAUCCACUUCAAAGGAUAGUCGUGUGGGCGAGUUGAAUAUUGGUGCGAAAGAAGACCUGGAGUCGCCUCGCAGUCCGGCGGCAAGCGAUGUCAGUUUUGAGACCCAGCCAAGCACGACAACAGGCUCAGGGGAAGAUCCUGGCACUUCAUCUGGCUCCGGGUGGCAGGGCAGUGGGGAGUUGAAGAGUGCAGGACUGACACCUAUCAAGAAGCAACCAAUCACUGCGACAAUCACCUUGCUCAAAGCUGGAUUCUUGCGCGGCGAUACAAUACAACUCACAGUGAACGUGACGCACACAAAAUAUAUGAAGAGUCUCCACGGGAUAAUCGUGACGCUCUAUCGGCAAGCUCGGGUCGACAUGCAUCCAGCGCUCCCAGUCAUCACUACAAAGGACGGCAAGAUGAAGGCUGAAGAAUACUUUCCGCGUUCAAAGACUGGACUUGGUGGCCUGUCAUUGUCGAAUUCCGGAUCAACUCACGUGUUUCGCAAAGACUUGUCGCAGUCGUUUGCGCCCUUGAUCAUUGACCCCAAGACUCUGACUGCUGAUGUAAAGGCGUCUGUCCGGGUGCCCGAGGAAGCCUUUCCCUCGAUAACGAAUGUUCCCGGUGCUAUGAUCACGUUCAAAUACUACGUCGAGGUUGUCGUUGAUCUACAGGCAAAACUGGCGAGCCUGGGGCGCUUUCUUCCAAACUCGGGAAUGAUGAAUAUUCCAAAUGGUUACGAGGACAAUUCUGGUAUCCGGCCCGAGGUCAACGGACCUGGCAUGUUCUCUGCUUGGGGUGGGAAUUUUAUUGAUACCACCCAGGUCCGGAGAGACAAGAGCGUCGUGGCCUGUGUGUUUGGGAUCAUUGUCGGCACAAGGGACAGCGAAAGGAGGAAGAAUAAGGGGAAACAGCCCACUGUUCAGCCUCCUGUAGUGGACGGACCACAAGCUCAACCUGUUCAGAAUGGCAACGGGUAUGAGCAGGGAGAGUAUCACCACUAUGAUGAGUCUCAAUAUUACGACUACGGGCAUCCCCCGGACCGAAACAUCGAUCAUCACGAUCACUAUUACGGGUUCGAGAAUCAGUAUGACGGGCACGAGAAUCAUCAGUAUGAUGCGCGAUAUGGUUACUACCCCGAGCACCAAUACGACAUGUCGCAUCCUCACGGGUAUCGUCUUCCACAUCUUGCUGUACAAGACGAGUCCCACCUUACAGACAAGGAGCGGAUACGCAGAGCUGAGCAACGGCUGCUGCCUUCUGAACCGCCAGCGGAAGGUAACGGUGAAUCUGCAGCUUGUGCACACGCUCCAUCGGCACCGCUUCUGACGGAAGACGAAGACCUCCUUUUUGCGCCUGCCCCUCGUACAAGGUCGCACGCAAACAGUAAUGCCUCCACUAUCCCACCUCCCUCUCCCUCGUUUCUCAGCGCAGGUCUAUCCGCUCCACCCGUGCCGUCGGCACCCCUUCCAUCACCACGUCCUUUGCGGGCCCCUGCGCCAGUGUAUACGUCGUCACCCGCACAUGAUGAGGCGUCCUCGUCACGUGUGCUCGCCGCAGGUCCGGCUGCAUCAGACGACAAGCAAGAGCUCCAGCGCCGGCGACUACAAGCCGAGCAGAGCGCUCCCCCGGCUUUCGACCCGAACUCGUCCAACGGUCCCGACGCCUCCGCCAUGACGGAGGAGGACGAACAGGACGCGAUUCCCACUGCACCUGAUCUCGCAGACUUGCAGCUCGGGGACGAUGCGCAUGAUACCGGACUACCGUAUGGCGAAGGAGCAUCGUCACACCACGAUCCACGGGCUCAUGUGCAGACUACUCCGCUGCUGCCUGCCUACAGGGAGACACGGGCUUCUUGACGCGCCAGAUUAGCAUUCUGAUUUCGCACGCAUGCAUGCAUUGUACAGCAUUUGGGACAGGGGGCGAGCG
Messenger RNA from Pseudovirgaria hyperparasitica, 3039 nucleotides. RefSeq lists its product as uncharacterized. The transcript is spliced from 2 exons. Gene Ontology annotation, cellular component: plasma membrane; cytoplasm; cytosol. The record is from RefSeq and is a predicted model, not a curated record. Bases 417 to 2969 code for a protein of 850 amino acids. Gene Ontology annotation, molecular function: ubiquitin protein ligase binding; protein-macromolecule adaptor activity. Gene Ontology annotation, biological process: ubiquitin-dependent endocytosis. Lineage: Eukaryota; Fungi; Ascomycota; Dothideomycetes; Acrospermales; Acrospermaceae.